UUAACUCACGAGACAUCACAACCGGUUUAACCGUUAGGUUCUGGUAACCAAACAAUUUACCAAAUGCUCAAAAAUGGCGGGUAUUAUUCACAGUGCACUGGAGCAGUACAAAUGUGAUGCCAAUGAUGUCCUGAUAUUUAAAUUGGUCCGUGACGUUGCCGACCUUGGAAACAAUGAAGGAUUUAGACCAGAAAUGUGCCAUCAGGUUUUCGGGGAUCAGGAGAGCAUAUUUGGCUACAAGGACCUCUGCAUACAGAUGUACUACACAGCUGCCCGACUGAACACCUAUCUGAACAUCACCUACACCGGCAAGGUCUCCCCAGACAAGAAUGAUGGACUUAAGCCUGAUGAUGUGAUAGGAGCCCUUUCCAAGGAGAUUCCCCCUGGUUACUACACCAGCAUCGAUGACUUCAGUGCCUCUGUAGCUAAAGAUGCUACAUUCAAGCCGUUUGGAGAGCUUCUUCACACAUACACUGUUGGGAAGGAGGGCCGGGAGAGACAGUUUGAGAUCUACCGGACAGACAUCGCGUGCCCUGGUUUCCGUGACUACCACAGUCGUCUGCAGACAUUCAUUCUGUUCUUCAUUGAUGCAGCCUCAUACAUUGACGUUGAUGACGACAGAUGGAGCUUCUACCUAGUGUUUGAGAAGUACAAACACGAUGGCAGUGUGAUGUAUGCGACAGUAGGCUACAUGACCGUGUACAGUUACUAUGCAUAUCCAAGCAGAGUACGCCCCAGAAUCAGCCAGGUUCUCAUACUGCCACCCUUCCAAAAGCAAGGUCAUGGUGCCCACCUGCUGCAGACGUUCUACAACCGUUGCUAUGGAGACAGUGAGAUCCUAGAUAUCACAGUUGAAGACCCGUCAGAAGAUUUCCAGAGACUUCGAGACUUUGUGGAUGCCAGGAACUGCAUGGCUCUGAAGUCUUUCAAACCGGACAAACUUCGCAAGGGUUUUGAUGAGGACAUGGUGAGGGAGGCACGCACGAAGCUCAAGCUCAACAGGCGCCAGAUCCGUCGUGUGUACGAGAUACUGCGUAUGAAAGCUACAGACCACACUAACAAAAAGGAGUACACUCAAUUCAGACUGGAUGUCAAGAGAAGACUCAACAUACCCUUCCAGAAAAAUGGUCGUGACUUUGAGAAGCUUCAGAAGGCCCUGGCCCCUGAUGAGCUGUCAGCGACCUUGAGCUGUAUGACCCUGCCACAGCGCCACCAGUACCUGGAGAAGGCCUUCGAGGACACGACCGAGGUCUACAGUCGGGUCAUAGAGCGCCUGAACAUGUGCUGACUGACAUUGGUUGAAUGAAAUUGGGAGUGCUGGGCGUAGAACAUUUCUGAAUAAUGGUGCAAUCUGGAGCAGAUUAUUUGAACCUCAUUUUGGGAAAUCUAGGCUUAUUGCAUGUGCGUUAAGUGUCAGCCCAGAUUAGCCUGUGCACACAGUCUGCACAGGCUGCGCACUAAUCAUGGAUGACACUCUCAACUAGAUUUUUCUCUAAAAAUGGACUCCUUGCAGACAAAAAAAGACAUUUAAGAAUCUUCAUGAUUAGCCUUGCAAACUGCGCAGGCUUUUGUGGGACGACACUUUACACACAUGAAUUUAACCCAGUUUUGUCCGAUAGAGGCUCAUUCAGUGACCGUUUCGUUCAUCUCACAUUACUCACUUAUGUCAAUAUUCUUUCUGAACCCUGAAUUGAAUCAUGGUGGUAGACACAACAUGUGUACAACAUAUUCACUUCCACUUAAAAUGCUUAUGUAAUUUGAUUCUUUGUGGUUAUGUUGGUAUUUUGAUGAUUUCUAUUUAAACAAUAAAUUAAGUUUCAACCCAGAAAUCCCAAUUUCAUGAUGCCUGGUAUGCCUGGUAUGCCUGGUAUGCCUGGUAUGCCUGGUAUGCCUGGUAUGCCUGGUAUGCCUGGAACUGCUACAGCUUGUGCAUUUGUUCAUUGCUUUAUGGUACUUGGUGUUCAGCAUUUAGAACAGGAACCUAGUUUUGAUUGAUGUCUUUGGUUACAGUUUUGUUUAAUUGCGGUAAUUUGAUGGUGUAGAAUAAAUGAUGUUGAUUGCUAACUGUAAGUGCUUAUAAUUUAUGUGUAAAUAAAUCAUCACUGAGAGA
This is a messenger RNA of Dreissena polymorpha, 2110 nucleotides long. RefSeq names its product histone acetyltransferase type B catalytic subunit-like. Lineage: Eukaryota; Metazoa; Mollusca; Bivalvia; Myida; Dreissenidae. Gene Ontology annotation, biological process: subtelomeric heterochromatin formation. The coding region runs from base 74 to 1288 and encodes 404 amino acids. Gene Ontology annotation, molecular function: histone binding; histone H4 acetyltransferase activity. The transcript is spliced from 11 exons. The record is from RefSeq and is a predicted model, not a curated record. Gene Ontology annotation, cellular component: nucleus.